Messenger RNA from Ictidomys tridecemlineatus (thirteen-lined ground squirrel), 5268 nucleotides. It is a transcript of the gene Mnt, whose product is annotated as MAX network transcriptional repressor. Gene Ontology annotation, biological process: regulation of transcription by RNA polymerase II. The record is from RefSeq and is a predicted model, not a curated record. NCBI's taxonomy places the organism in Eukaryota, Metazoa, Chordata, Mammalia, Rodentia, Sciuridae. Gene Ontology annotation, molecular function: RNA polymerase II cis-regulatory region sequence-specific DNA binding; DNA-binding transcription factor activity, RNA polymerase II-specific; protein dimerization activity.
CUGCGGGCGGGGGCUCCGGUCCGGGCUUUGGCUGCGGCCCCGGUGUAGUAGCGGGGGCGGCGGCCGGGGGCAGCGCGGCUCCUUCCCUUGUUGUGUGUGUCGGUGCCUCCUCGCCAUCUUGUUGCAAAGCCCUUUCUUGUCGGCGGGACUCCCGGGAACCGCGGGGCGGGAGGCAUCAGAAGGGAGGAAGAGAGGGAGGGAAGGAGAGAGGCAGUGCCGCCUUUUUUUUUAAUCAAAUUUUUUUUUAAUUUGCAAAUUUAUAUUUUGCAAAUAUUUUGGGAGACAUAGAUUUUUCUCCCUGUGCUCCCCCGUUCUAUUCUGAGGAGUGCGCUGCGCCGCCCAACCCUGUCGCCCCCCGGAGGUGAUCCCUCCCUCCAGCCCGCCCGCCAGCCUGACCUGUGCCUGGCUCGCGGGCCGCAGCCUCGGCCCCGGCGCGCCCCCGGCCGCUCUCGGCGCGAUGAGCAUAGAGACGCUACUGGAGGCGGCCCGCUUCCUGGAAUGGCAAGCGCAGCAACAACAGAGAGCACGUGCCCUAUUCUUCACUCUAGUCAAGAAAUAUGCUGGUCCAGGUGUGAUAGAGCUUUGCCAUUCUCCUGGGUCUUUCCUGGCACCUGUGAGGCACACCUGCUUGGCUCUGGCGGAUGCAGAGAGAAGGAAGGGGAAAAGGAAGUUGCCAUCUCCUAGAGGAGCAGGAGCGCCUUCGCUUGGAGCGGGAGCGGGAACAGGAGCAGAAGAAGGCCAGUAGCCUGGCCAGGCUGGCACAUGCUCUGCCUGUGGAGGAACCCCGCAUCGAGGCACCACCCCUCCCCCUAUCCCCACCAGCACCCCCACCAGCACCCCCACCACCACUUGCUACCCCCACCCCACUGACUGUCAUUCCUAUUCCUGUAGUGACCAACUCCCCCCAGCCACUGCCCCCACCCCCACCGCUGCCUCCUGCAGCCCAGCCUCUGCCCCUGGUACCUCGUCAGCCAGCCCUGGUCAGCACCCCUGGACUCAGCAUUAAGGAGCCUGCCCCCCUUCCUACCAGGCCACAGGGGCCCACCCCUGCUCCCCUCCUGCCAGACCCGAAGACCACUAUUGCACCCACUGGCAGCCCCAAGCCUUUGCAGCCCCUCCCUACACCCAUCCUGACCAUAGCACCACACCCUGGAGUCCAGCCUCAGCUAGCCCCCCAACAGCCACCCCCACCUGCACUUGGGACUCUGAAGUUGGCACCAGCUGAAGAAGUCAAAUCCAGUGAACAGAAGAAGAGGCCUGGGGGGAUUGGAACCAGAGAAGUCCACAACAAAUUGGAGAAAAACAGGAGGGCCCAUCUGAAGGAAUGCUUUGAGACCCUGAAGCGCAACAUCCCUAAUGUGGACGACAAGAAGACCUCGAAUCUGAGUGUGCUGCGAACCGCGCUGCGGUACAUCCAGUCCCUGAAGAGGAAGGAAAAGGAGUAUGAACACGAGAUGGAGCGACUGGCACGGGAAAAGAUUGCCACGCAACAGCGACUGGCAGAACUCAAGCACGAGCUGAGCCAGUGGAUGGAUGUGUUGGAGAUUGACCGUGUGCUCCGGCAGACAGGCCAGCCUGAGGACGACCAGGCCUCCACUUCAACAGCCUCUGAGGGUGAGGACAACAUAGACGAGGAUAUGGAGGAGGACCGGGCAGGCCUGGGCCCACCUAAAAUGAGCCAUCGUCCCCAGCCGGAGCUGCUGAAGUCCACCCUCCCACCCCCCAGCACUGCCCCCGCGCCUCUGCCUCCCCACCCUCACCCUCACCCCCACCCCCAUCCAGUGGCCCUAUCUCCUGCCCACCUCCCUGUGCAGCAGCAGCCGCCACAACAGAAGACCCCUCUGCCUGCCCCUCCUCCCCCACCGGCCACCCCUGCCCAGACACUGGUACCAGCCCCAGCCCAUCUGGUGGCCACUGCUGGGGGUGGCUCCACGGUCAUUGCCCACACGGCUACCACCCAUGCCUCAGUCAUCCAGACUGUGAACCAUGUUCUACAGGGGCCGGGCGGCAAGCACAUUGCCCACAUUGCCCCCUCUGCCCCCAGCCCUGCUGUGCAGCUGGCACCUGCCACACCUCCCAUUGGCCACAUCACAGUGCACCCUGCCACCCUCAACCAUGUGGCCCACCUCGGCUCCCAGCUGCCCUUGUACCCACAGCCUGUGGCAGUGAGCCAGCCAGUGGCAGUGAGCCACAUCGCCCACACCCUCUCGCACCAGCAAGUGAAUGGCACAGCCGGACUGGGGCCCCCAGCUACAGUCAUGGCAAAGCCAGCCGUGGGGGCCCAGGUGGUACACCACCCCCAGCUGGUGGGCCAGACAGUGCUCAACCCUGUGACCAUGGUCACCAUGCCCUCCUUCCCGGUCAGCACACUAAAGCUGGCUUAAGGAUGAGGCCACUCAGGCCCCCCAGUGGGGGCAGGGAGGGGGACAUGUCCCCCACUCUCCCACCCACCAGCUCCACACAUUCCAGCCAGGCCCACCCCACCCACACACCCCCAGGCCUCCUAGGGGAAGGGGGUGCAAAGACUCUGAGCCAAGGAAGGGAGGGCCCCCCAUGGAGUUGGGUACAGGGCAGGGAGUUACCCCACUGCAUUGGGACUUGAUGACUGAUGAGGACACGCUAGUGGAUGUGACGCCCAUUGGGCCUGGUGCCAGUUCCAUUGCCACUCCUGCUGUCCCCCAAGAGGAGCACGAUGUGACAUCGUGUUUUCUGGCUUCUCCCUACCCUGCCCACUUUGUACUGCUGCUGCUAUUGCUCUCUCUGGUGGGGUGGCUGAGCACCUGGGCCCUCACUCCCAGCCUCAGUGUUUUCCUCCCAGGCCUUUAGAGGGAAAUGGGGAAGCAGGAGUGAAGCCACUUGGCCCAGAAAGCUGGGGACAGGUGGUGAGGGGUCCUAUUCUGAGUACAGGUGUCAGAUCCUAGGCAGUAGCUGGUAUGGAGUUGUGCCUGAACAUGUGGGUGCCCUGGCCUGGAGCUCUUUGAUGUGGUUGGGGUCACUAUGAUUUGUUACAGUAGAAACUAUUUAAAACGAUUUUCUACCAACAAUAAACAAAACCCAAGCUGUUGCCAAGCUUUUCAACCCCUGCCACUGGGCUCUUAGCUUCUGGAGGACAGGCUGAGGUUUGGCUGGGGAAGGUGGGGCUUCUCUUUCCUGCCGUCUUCCCUUAUCCUUGCAGCCACCCAGGCCUGGCCUGAGAGGAGAGCUACUCCAGCCCUCUAUCCCCAUCCUUGGCUUGACCUUUGACUUCAGAAAGCAGCCCAAGGUGCUGUCUACCAUUCACUCCUGGCUCUUUAAUUUCUGCUCUGUGGGGCACUUUCCCAGGGGAUGGGGGUGCCUGGGCACCUGUGGAUUUGGGGCCUCCUCCAGCUUGGGAGACAUGGGCCAGCAGCUGGUCUUGGUUCUAGGAGCUUAGAAGCCACAGUGUUGAGGCAUUAGGAAGUUCAAAUCCAGGGGCAUGGCCAAAACCCUGAACCUUGCCCCAAACAGGCCCUGGGGACUUAAACAGAGAAGGUAACCAGGCCAGAGCCAAGGGUUAUUGACUCCUCGGGAGCUGCUGCUUCUGCUCCAUUGUACUUGUCUUGUGUUCCCUCUUCCCCCUUUCUAAUGGGUGGUUUUGAGGGUCCCCUACAACGCACCACCACCUUCCUCUGAGGAAAGGGCCUUAAUUGAGUCAAGAGGAGGACUGAGCCUGGGGCAGGGUGAAGCAAAGGGUUCUGUGCUAGGGGAUGCCAAGUUCCCUAUCUCUACCAACUGCUUUGGCUUCUUUUUAUGUGGAUAUUUAUUAUAAGUGGCCUUGUGUCAGACACACUCAGUUACAUGCACGUGUGCACAUUCAGCUCCCCACUGGGCACAUUCACUGAUGGCCUUUUGGUUGAUGGGGGAGGGGGGGAGGAAGUGAGUGUCCCUAGGUGUGAAGUUUGCAUUGAUGGGGUGCUGGGCAGGCAGGAGAACCAGGAAAGGAGAGCUUAGGACCCUUGGAAGUGCCCUGCCUGCUGGCACUGAGGAGGCCAGCAAAGGUCUUGAAUAGAUUCUCCCUGGAAAUAAAGACUUCUUAGAUGCUCUAAGAAUCCUUCCAGUUCCUUCCUGGUCUUAGAGCCCUCCCAGGGGACUUUCCUUAUUUUCAUUUGACUCCUGGGGUGGGGAAGGUGGAUGGCCUAGGACCAGGUCCCCACUGGGACCUGUGGGAGGACUGUGGUACUCCCCCUACCCAAACUCAGCACUAUCUUGCCCCACAGGCCGGCUUCCCCCCCGCCCCUGAAGCCACCUCCGUACUGACACCCUAGCUCCACGGGGGCAGCUUUACUGUUAUUGUGACAGUGGGAAGAACAGAGGUUGGUGCCUGCACAUUCAGAGCACUUUGGUGACACCCCCACCCGCACCCAUCCCCAUGCUCACUUCUCCCAACGUCCUGAGGCCAGUUCCAGAGUUCAAACUUGUGUUGGCCAGUUGUCCUUGGGCCUGCACAGAUACCUCAUCAUCUAUCUGCCCUUCCCCAACCCCCCAGCAGUGGGGGCCUCCAAAUCUAGUGCCGAAUGACUAUGUCCAGAUUGGUGACAAUGGGUGUUGUUGCUGUUGUUUUGUUGUUUGUGAACGCUGUGAUGCCAUGUGCCCAAGUGGACAGCCACCUCCCAGCCCUUCCUUGGGCAUCUCCCUUCUGAACUGUUAGGACCACAUCUGUCCUCACCCUGUGGGACCGCCUGGCCCUUCCCUCCCUAGCCCUUCCAGCCUGGGACACACACACAUACACACACAUCUUACCUCUCAUGCGUGUUUUACCUUUUGAUGAUGUUCAGAGUGGCUCACUGGCUGGGAGUCUUUACCUCCGGGAGAGGGGGAGGAUGGUUCCUUGGGGGGCCAAAGAAAGGCAGCAAAUGCCUGGAGAGUAGUUGGGUUCCCAUAACCCCUGCUCUCUGGGAACAACUGUUUCUCCCCCCCCCAUCCCAGGGUCCCACCCCCAAACCCCAAAGAGGUGGCCCUUGUUUACAGUGAGGACUCGGUCACUGUGUCUCCGUUUCCUGAAAUAUAAACUGUAGCGACCCCAGACUGUAGAGAUUUUUAUGUGUUUGGAUACAUCUGCUGUGUGGGAAAAAACAAAAAAAAACUACAAAAACCCUAAUUUUGUACAUAUUGUAUUUUUACUAUUGAAUUGUAUUCUAGUGGCUGUUCAUGCUCCAAGACUUUAGGUAUUGAGACAUGAAUACUAUCCAUGUAAUAAGCACUUGCCUGGAGUAAAACAUAAAACUGAAAUAAACCUGCACUGAAACCUGA